GGAGGGGAGCGGGGUGCGGGAGCUCUCCCCGCGGAAGAGGCCGCCGGCCGCCGCCGAGGAGGAGCGCUGCGCCAGCCGCCCGCCGCCCGAGGGAGCGGGAGCCGCCGCGGGCAGCGCUUCGGCCGCUGGAGCGGGCGGCGGCCGGGGGCUGGUGCCGCAGCUGCCAGGCGCAGCUGGCCGAGCUGAGGAGGCAGGCGGCCCGGCUGGCUGCCGGCGGCUGCCCGCCCAACGCCCCGCCGGACCCACGAUUAUCAGCUUUAAUUUUUGACAAGCUUCAAGUGCCUGACUAUUUGCAGAAAAACAGGAAUGAAGGAGAGAGCAGAUGUGAGACUUGUGCCACUCACUUGAAUCAGCUGAAGCAGGAAGCCAUUCAGAUGAUGCACACCCUCAGCCAGACCAGCUACCCAGAGAUGCCCGACCUCCCGCCCGGCGCCGGGGCAGUGACCAGCAUGGUACCCAGGAUGGUCACUGUCUCUUCCCAGAGGGACCUGCCACUCAUUGCUGGGCAGGUGGGCAGGCAGCCUGGAAAGCCUCCCAGUCUCUUCUCUGCAGCAGAGAGGAAGAAAGGACUCGGAUGGUCUCAAGGUGUGGGCAGCUUUCCCAACUCCAGCGUUCAAGUGACGGUGGCCCCCAGCGGUCUCAGUGGUGCCCUGAGCUCUGUCACCAUCCAAGCUCAGCAGUACCUCGAGGGCAUGUGGAGUAUCUCCAGAGUGAACAGCUUCCUGCCUCAGGCUUGUCUACAGGGGGAGGCAGCACCCGAAAGCAGCCGAGAUGUUGCCAGUGCUCAGAUCGGCUCAGGGCAGCCCAGCUCGGACCCCACGGGCACGGCCGCGCCCCAGAGCGUGGUGGCUCCAGCCGGGGUCUCGGCAGGCACCUCGGCUGCAGCUUCCUUCUUCAUAAGAGCAGCACAGAAGCUUAACCUGUCUUCGAAGAGAAAGAAAUGCCAUCCACCCCUGCCACACACACACGACUUCUCUAUUUAUGCUACUAACUUCAGUGGCAUCCUGCAGCUCUGUCCUCCCCCAGCACCACCAUGCCUUCUGAGAGCUGUGUCCAAAAUCAAGGACAACCCUGGCAUUGGAAAGGUGAAAGUGAUGGUAAGGAUUUGUUCCUCUCAAGGGACACAUGAAACGUCUGAAUCCAUGUCCUUCCUAAAGGUAGACCCACGAAAAAAACAAAUCACAUUUUAUGAUCCAGCAGCAACUGGGCCUUCCAAUGCAGGUCACAGAAGAGGUGUUGUUGCUGUCCCAAAGAUGUUUGCCUUUGAUGCAGUUUUCCCCCAGGAUGCUUCACAGGCUGAGGUAUGCUCUGGAACAGUAGCAGAAGUAAUCCAGUCUGUUGUGAAUGGUGCAGAUGGUUGCAUAUUUUGCUUUGGUCAUGUCAAGCUUGGAAAAUCUUUUACCAUGAUUGGGAAAGAUAACUCCACACAAAGCCUUGGUAUCAUCCCCUGUGCAAUUUCUUGGCUCUUCAAAUUGAUCAAUGAACGUAAAGAAAAAACUGGAACUCGUUUCUCUAUUAGAGUAUCUGCUGUAGAGAUCAGUGGCAAAGAUGAAAACCUUAAGGAUUUGUUAGCUGAAGUAGCCACUGGCAGCCUUCAGGAUGGCCAGUCUCCUGGGGUUUAUCUGAGAGAAGAUCCAAUAUGUGGAACCCAGCUUCAAAACCAAAGUGAGCUAAGGGCCCCAACAGCAGAGAAAGCUGCCUUUUUCCUUGAUGCUGCAAUUGCUGCCAGAAGCACCAGCAAGCCUGAAUGUGAGGAGGAAGAUAGGAGGAAUUCACACAUGCUCUUUACUCUUCACAUAUACCAGUAUCGCAUGGAGAAGAGUGGCAAAGGAGGAAUGUCUGGAGGACGUAGUCGCUUGCAUCUCAUUGAUCUGGGGAGCUGUGAAAAAGUGCUGAGCAAGAGCCGAGAUGGAGGAGGCUCUCUGUGUCUGUCUCUCUCUGCCCUGGGCAACGUAAUUUUGGCCUUAAUUAAUGGUGCUAAGCAUGUGCCAUAUAAGGACAACAAGUUGACAAUGUUGUUGAGGGAAUCACUUGGAAACAUCAACUGCAGGACUACUAUGAUUGCACACAUUUCUGACUCCCCAGCCAAUUAUGCAGAGACUCUCACAACUGUUCAGCUCGCAUCACGAAUCCACCGCAUGAGAAAGAAGAAAUCCAAGUAUGCAUCCAGCUCGUCUGGAGGAGAGAGUUCAUGUGAGGAAGGACAUGUCCGGAGACCGCCCCAUUUGCGACCAUUCCACCCUCGAACUGUUGCUCUUGACCCUGACCUUCCUGUCCUGAAUAUAUCCAGUGAUCCUGAUUAUUCCUCCAGCAGUGAACAGUCUUGUGAUACUGUCAUCUAUGUUGGUCCCAAUGGUGCAGCUUUGUCUGACAGGGAAUUGACAGAUAAUGAAGGUCCACCAGAGUUUGUUCCCAUUAUCCCAUCCCUAAAUAAGAAGAGAAAUAAAGAUAAUUCUGCUGUUAGUAGGAGUUCUGACAAGGACCAUUUCAAAUGCAACACUUUUGCUGAACUGCAGGAAAGGUUAGAGUGCAUUGAUGGAAGUGAGGAACCCAUGAAAUAUGCUUGUGGAGAAAUCUCUGUAGGGUCCAAUUGUAGUCCUGUUCCUGGAAGUACAGAAAAUGCACAGUCUAAGUUGAUAAAGGAAAAAGUAUCCUCUCCUUCUGGAGGACUUAAGAAACCGAUUCUGCAAGAAACUGCAUCUCCCAAAAAAGGAUAUAACCUUCCUUUCCAGUCUGUUGCACCAAGGGGUAGCAAUGGCAACUGUCAAGAAAAUAGCACAUCUCACUUGAAAGCAGAGCUUUCCAAGCUGCAGAGCAGAGCUGACAACAAAAUAAUAGACUCUGUCCUAGAGGGGGAGAGAGAGACAAUCACUGAUUCCCUGCAGACUCCAAGGUGUAGCCCUUUGAGGAAUCCAGAGCAGAAUAAGGCCACAGCUGAGUGUGUCACUAAGGAAAAGUCCUUGUACAUGAAGAGACCCUUGCCAAGCCCAGCGCCUCCCCCUCCACAGCAGAGAGAACACUCCCCAAGCUCCAAAGCUGAGAAUUUGGAGCCUGACAACAGCAAUGCAGUUCGGACUCCUCCUGUGGGAAUGAGCAAACAGAUGGGAAACAAACCUGAGCAAAACCCUUUAGGAGGAAGCACAUUCCUUGUUGGUAGCAACACGCAGAGUCAGUCGGGUGCGAUAGAGGUACACAGCUUCAGGUCAGCAUUCAGAGGGAAGUGUUUUGAUCGGGAUAUACUGACCACCACAGUGACUUUGCAGCAGCCUGUUGAGCUGAAUGGAGAGGAUGAGCUUGUUUUCACAGUGGUGGAAGAGCUCUCUAUUAGUGGAGUUAUGGAUAAUGGGAGACCUUCCAGUAUCAUUAGCUUUAACAGUGACUGCUCCCUUCAGGCCCUUGCAUCGGGUUCGAGGCCGGUCAGUAUUAUCAGCAGCAUAAAUGAUGAGUUUGAUGCUUAUACCUCACAGGAGACUUCUACUGGUGUAAAUAUUGAUAUUGUUGUGCCCUUUGCUAAGGAUCCCUUUACCAGCAGCAGACGUUCCUCCAUCAGUUCAUGGCUUAGUGAAGUCAGCAUUUGUACAAUUGAAAGUGAUGGAGCCCAGUCUAGUGACAGUUUUGUUGCACAGUCAUCUUACAACUGUAAUAAGUCUGAGGAACCCUUCAACUUGGACUCAUCCCAUUUAUGUGUCCCCCUGAAAAGUGCUCUGAAUGACAGUGGAUUUUGCUUCUCUGAGCUGGAGAGUGAGAGCUUGAGUUCCAGCAAGCUUUCCUCAGGCAUCAGUAAAAGCCCUCAAACCUCUGAAACUACCAAAGCAUCUCAGAUAAAAAGUGCUUUUUGUGUCACUGAUCAGCCAGUAAAAAUCAAAUUUAGUAAUUCUCGUGAUGCGCCUGUGAUAGAAACAAUACAUUCUAGUCUUCCUAGGAAAACAAAAACUACCUCUUCUCCAAUCCACAAUAAUACUGUCCUCAGCUAUAAAGAGCUGCAGAAUCCACAUGGUAUAUUUGAAGAUCCUUGGCUGUUACGCACCGAUUAUCACUUGGAAGCAAAACCUGCAGAGUCGCUUCUGUCUCCAAAACCUCACACGUUUGGUACUGAGAAGCAGCCAGAAAAAGCUGCCCAGGGUUUUGGCACAGAGUCCAGGCCAACAAAGUCACAGACUAUGCUUGGCUGUUCGCAGAGGGUUGUGGAUGGUUGUGAAAUGGCCUGCAAAUCCUCCAGCGGAGCUGCCAAGAAGUCAGAAAUUGCGAUGAAGAUGCCACAGCUGAAGAGAGGAGCCACCACACUGGGAGUGACGCCAGUGACACAUGCUAACAGUACUUUGCCGGAGUGUGUGAUCCGAGGGAAUUCGGAUGCUCCCCUGGCCACUGGCAGCUUGAAAUCGUCCCUGGGAAAGAAGAACGCACCACAGAAAUCAACCAUGUUGCCCAGGCCAGGUGGGCCAACACCUCCAACACCUCCUGUACGUAAAUCGAGCCUGGAGCAGAAACCUGUUGGUCUGGGCAAUGGUGGGGGGAAAGCCUCUGGCCUGGACUUUGCCAGAGCUGCCACACCAAAGGCUGAAGACGAAGCAGAUUUACGGUUGAAAGCUGGCUCUUACUUUAGUGAAAGUGCCAGCUACAAAAUGAACUUGAAGGGUGACCACUCUUUGCCCAAGAUGACGUCCAGCUUAAAGGUGAAGGCGUCAAAGAGUGAAAGUGUGCACCGAUACGGGAGCCACAUGUCUCUGGAGAGGUGUGACAGCCUGACAUCAGUUGGAUCCAAAGCAAGCAUGGUGAGGGACAGCGGGAGCACUGGCAGCAGCCGUGCAGGGCGCUCUGUCCCCAGGCUGGGGGUCCCUCCUGUUGCUUCCAGUAUGGGCUUACCGCUGCCCUUCACCACUCCUGCACCUGGUAAAAACAACCAGGCAAAACCCACAGCUAACCAGAAGGUGCAAGCCAAUGGGAAUAAAAACCGGGGCCUCUCUGCCAGUGGGUCAAAGUCUCUCAGCUCCUCUGUGAAGUCCCUGGCACAGCCUGCAGGGAAGGGCGCUGGCAUGGCCCCUGCUGGGAAGGCAGCCCCCCGUUCUGUGCAGCCUGUCAGCAGCAAACCCGGCCGCGGGACCAUCAUGGGCACCAAGCAGGCCAUGAGGGCAGCCAACAGCCGCGUGAACGAGCUGGUGUCGGGUGGCUCUGCCAAGGCGGGACACUUCCGAGGCUCCACCGACUCUGACAGCGGCAAUGACAGCGGCAUCAACCUCAGCGACGAGAAGUCACAGAUGCCGGUGCUGCCGUCGCCCUACAGCAAGAUCACAGCCCCGCGGCGGCCGCAGCGCUACAGCAGUGGGCAUGGCAGUGACAACAGCAGCGUUCUGAGCGGGGAGCUGCCGCCAGCCAUGGGCAGGACGGCUCUCUUCUACCACAGCGGGGGCAGCAGCGGCUAUGAGAGCAUGAUUCGGGACAGCGAGGCCACUGGCAGUGCCUCCUCGGCACACGACUCCAUGAGCGAGAGCGGGAUGUCCUCGCCGGGUCGCAUGAGGAGCCUUAAAUCCCCCAAGAAACGGUCAACAGGUCUCCAGCGGCGCAGACUGAUUCCUGCACCAUUGCCAGAUGCUGCCUCCUUAGGAAGAAAACCCAGUGUCACUGGCCAAUGGGUUGAUCUACCACCUUUGCCAGGCACUUUGAAAGAGCCAUUUGAAAUUAAAGUUUAUGAGAUUGAUGAUGUGGAACGAUUACAGCGACACAGACAAGAGGAAACUGAGGGUCUGAUGUAUUUCCAUACCAAGCUGAAGAUACUAGAGAGGCGCCAGCAGCGAAUCAGGGAAAUAAAGGCAAAGCACGAAUUUCUGAAGGAAGAGUUAGAAGAGACAAAGUGCAGGUUGAUGAUGGAUCCAAACAAGUGGAAGGAAGAUUUUGAAGUGGAUCCUGAUCUGGAUAAGGAGUCACAGGAGUACCUGGAGGCACUGGAACAAGUGACAGAGGAGCUGGAGCAGUGUGUUAAUCUGUGCAAGUCACACAUCAUGAUAGUGACGUGCUUCGAUAUCGGGAUAAGCGAUGCGCAGGACGGAGUGCGGGAGGUGGAGGUUUGAGGAGAGGUUUCUCAAGGGACUGGGCAAGUGAGGCUGGGUCGUCCAGCAUGAAGAAGUAAACGGAUAAAGUAGCUGGGAAGUGAAGGAGGAAAGGUGAAGACUAAAAAGCAACAAUGAAUGUUGUAAGAGAAAGAAACAGCUGAGGAGUGGGAAUGUUCAUAAAUCAUUUGGUGCCUCAACGUGACCUGAGCUGUACAAAGGUAAAAGUAGGAACAAGUAUUGCUUCUACCAGAGGGAAGUGAAGCAAUUUAGUACAAACCCUGAUGUUAAUUAACAAACAAACAUGAAAUGGAAGUGCCUUUAAAGUUCAUUUGGUUUUCAUUUUUGUAUUUGGUGCUAGAAUUAAAGCCAGCAAACCUAAGCAGACCACAAAAUGUAUUCCUACAAAAUAUUUUAUACUGUAUAGUGUAUUUAUGAUUAUAUGUAAAAACAAACAACAUUGUAGCAAAAGCAAUAAGUAAAUUAUGUUUUCAUACCUGAACUUGCCUUCUUGUUUCAUAGAAAAGCUGUUUUAUGUAGCAGAAUUAAAAUUGUAUUAUAAUUGUUUUCUUGUUUAGGGUUCAAAAUAUUUUUAUGAACAUUUAUCUAUUGAGAAGGAGUAUUAUGGCAUUUUGAGAUGAUUGUUUUACCUUCAGGUUUUGUAUUAUUCCUUUUUCAGAUCAAAAUAAAUGUUUGUUUUCCAUUUUAUAUAUACAUAUAUAGAUAUAUAUUAACUGCUUACCUACUUCCUUGGUUACUAACCUCACUUUUCAUAGACCUGGUCUUUUUUGGAAUCGUAAACUUUAUGUGAGGAAGUCUACAAAGGGCACUGUGGUUUGUUUUGGUUUUCUUUUUUCCUCUCUGACUGCAGGAAUUGAGAAUUAUGUUUAUUACCAAAACCAUAAAACAAGCAAAAAAAAAGGAGCAAAAAGUUUUUGUAAAUGUUAAGUUAGGUCCAUAUUUUUAUAUAGUUUUGACUAUAAAUAUAGCAUUUGCAUUUUGAACUUUUAAGACAAAUAGUAUAUCUUUUUACAGUUUUUCUAAGGAAGGCAAACCCUCAGGAUCAAGUUUAUACAUGCUGCAUGAGAUUUGUGCUUUUUUGAAGGAGGCCACUUAAGUGUGGAAACUAUUGAUAAAUUGUUGCCAAACAAAUACUUUUGAAAAGGUUUAAUAGUGUAUGUAAUACCACAUUUCAUAACGAAUCAUAUUUUCUAAUCAUCUUCCUUUUUAUGGUUUUUUCAAAUCCUUUGUAUAAAUAUGUAUUAUAACAGCUUGCUUCAGUUUUUAUCUGUGAAUAAAAGAUACAUCUAUUGUUA
Passer montanus (Eurasian tree sparrow) is the source of this 7360-nucleotide messenger RNA. RefSeq names its product kinesin family member 26A (gene KIF26A). Bases 375 to 6065 code for a protein of 1896 amino acids. The transcript is spliced from 14 exons. The record is from RefSeq and is a predicted model, not a curated record. Gene Ontology annotation, biological process: microtubule-based movement. Gene Ontology annotation, molecular function: microtubule binding; microtubule motor activity; ATP binding. NCBI's taxonomy places the organism in Eukaryota, Metazoa, Chordata, Aves, Passeriformes, Passeridae.